Molecule: messenger RNA, 1056 nt
Organism: Alternaria burnsii
Lineage: Eukaryota; Fungi; Ascomycota; Dothideomycetes; Pleosporales; Pleosporaceae
Exons: 1
Coding region: 1-1056 (351 amino acids)
Biological process (GO): pyrimidine nucleotide biosynthetic process; 'de novo' pyrimidine nucleobase biosynthetic process
Cellular component (GO): cytoplasm
Molecular function (GO): dihydroorotate dehydrogenase activity
Source: RefSeq, a predicted model, not a curated record
AUGGCCCCUCUAUCUAUUGAUCCGCCCCUUCUCAAUUCUGCAAACCCCUGGUGUACAACUCUCGAUCAGCUUCAAGAGCUCUACAACUGUCCUCACACAGGCGCUAUCACCACUCGCACCUCGCUGAUCGAAGGUUUCCCUCACGACUCUAGACAUCAUCAAUUCGCGUUCUUUAAUCCCUCGACCCAUGUAUCCAGCAUUCCCAACAAGGACCUUGGUGGCGACGCAAGCACGACAGGGAGUUUAAACACGCUAGGAUACUCACCUAUCCCACUCUCCGAAUACCUGGGUUUUGUGAAAGCAAUCAGCAAAGGUCUCGGUGAUGAACCACCCAGCGGGAGAAAGACGUUCAAGCCCAUCGUCAUCUCCGUAACGGGUUCUGCAGAAGAAGUGACUAAAUGUUACCACUUGAUCCACGAACUUGGCAAGUCCGUGAAAAUGCGCCUUGCCAUGGAAAUCAACCUCUCCUGUCCCAACAUCCCCGGGAAAACGCCGCCAGCGUACGAUUUCACUGCGUUGCGGACGUAUCUAGAGGCGCUCAAGGUCGAGAUCGAUGUCGCCUUAGUCAAGGCAGGCGGAAUAGAUGAAAAUGAACGAGUGGCAGUGGGCAUCAAGAUACCGCCGUAUACGUAUCAGGAGCAAUUUGAGGGGCUACUCGGUGUAUUGAAAGAAAGUGUGAGCAUGAAGCCAGUAUACCUGAGCUGUCCAGUGGACUUCAUAACGGCCGUGAAUACGCUGGGUUCGAGUUUACUCAUGGUACCAGAUACUGAGGUGGAUAAGGGCGUCAGGCCUACAUUGAAGUCAGCAAAUGGAUCUGGUGUAGGUGGUCUAGCAGGCGCGCCCUUGCAUCCACUUGCACUGGGGAACGUGUAUACGAUCAGGAACAUGCUGGAAAAACACGAGGAUUUAAAGGCGAUCACGAUUGUUGGAACGGGUGGAGUGGAGGACAAGGCCGGAUUUGAGAGGAUGCGGAGUGUUGGAUCAGGAGCUGUGGGGGUGGGAACAGCGUUGGGAAGAAAGGGUGUGGAUAUCUUCGGGGAGAUAGCUUCUGACUAA